AAUUCAACCAAUGGAAGAAUCUGCAUCUGCAAUCAAGACUCCUCUUUUAUCCAAUUUUGAUCAUGGCAUUGCAUCAAGCUCUAAUGUCAAAGUCAACAAGGAUGAUGAAGACGAAAAUUCGCCAAUCGAACAAGUUGCUCUUACUGUUCCAACAACUGAUGAUCCUUCACUACCUGUACUCACUUUCCGAAUGUGGUUUUUAGGGACACUUUCGUGUGUUCUGUUAUCAUUUUUGAACCAAUUUUUUUGGUACAGAACAGAGCCAUUGACAAUUACAGCAAUUUCAGCUCAAAUUGCUGUGGUUCCUUUGGGUCAACUUAUGGCUGCAAAGAUAACAAAAAGGGUAUUUUUGCAAGGAUCUAAAUGGGAAUUCACUUUAAAUCCAGGCCCUUUUAAUGUUAAAGAACAUGUCCUCAUCACCAUUUUUGCAAAUUCUGGUGCUGGAACUGUUUAUGCUAUUCAUGUUGUCACUGCUGUUAAAGUCUUUUAUAAGAAAGACAUUACCUUCUUUGUUUCUCUUAUUGUUAUCAUCACAACACAGGUGUUGGGAUUUGGAUGGGCUGGAAUUUUCAGAAAGUAUUUGGUUGAGCCAGCAGCCAUGUGGUGGCCUUCCAAUCUUGUCCAAGUCUCAUUAUUCAGGGCUUUACACGAGAAAGAAGAACGUUCUAAAGGAGGGCUAACACGUACUCAGUUCUUUAUAGUAGCCUUUAUCUGCAGUUUUGCAUACUACAUUUUCCCUGGAUAUCUCUUUUCAAUGUUGACAUCUUUGUCAUGGGUAUGUUGGAUCUUUCCAAAAUCAGUGUUUGCCCAACAACUUGGUUCGGGCCUAAAGGGGCUUGGAAUUGGAGCAAUAGGCCUUGAUUGGUCCUCUAUUUCGUCCUACCUUGGAAGCCCAUUAGCUAGCCCAUGGUUUGCUACAGCUAAUGUUGCUGCUGGAUUCAUAUUUGUUAUGUAUGUUUUGACUCCAAUAUGUUACUGGUUAGAUAUCUUCAAAGCCAAAACAUUCCCAAUUUUCUCUGAUGGAAUGUUCACUUCCAAUGGCCAAGUUUACAACAUAUCAAGUAUCAUUGACUCUAAUUUCCAUCUUAAUAUUGAUGCCUACGAGCAACAAGGACAUCUUUAUCUUAGUACAUUUUUUGCGGUUACUUAUGGAGUUGGCUUUGCUGCUCUCAGUGCUACUGUCAUGCAUGUUCUCUUAUUUCACGGAAGGGAGAUAUGGGAGCAGAGCAAAUCAAGCUUCAAAGAUCAGAAAAUGGACAUACACACUAGACUAAUGAGCAAGUAUAACCAAGUACCUGAGUGGUGGUUUUGGUGCAUUCUUGUAGCGAACAUUACACUCACUAUCUUUGCUUGUGAAUAUUACAAUGAACAACUUCAGUUACCUUGGUGGGGAGUUAUUUUAGCUUGUGUCAUUGCCUUUUUCUUUACCCUUCCUAUAGGAAUCAUCACCGCCAUUACCAACCAGACACCAGGGUUGAAUGUCAUCACAGAAUAUAUCAUAGGAUACCUUUAUCCAGGAUAUCCGGUCGCUAACAUGUGCUUCAAGGUUUAUGGUUACAUUAGUAUGACACAAGCUAUAGCUUUCCUCCAAGACUUCAAGCUUGGCCAUUACAUGAAAAUUCCUCCAAGAAUAAUGUUUAUGGCUCAGGUAGUAGGUACUCUAAUAGCAGGGUUCGUGUAUUUGGGAACAGCAUGGUGGUUAAUGGAAACGAUUCCAGACAUAUGCAACAAGACAUUGUCCAACACGGUGUGGACUUGUCCUUCGGAUCAUGUGUUUUAUGAUGCAUCAGUGAUUUGGGGUUUGAUUGCACCAAGAAGGAUUUUCGGAGAUUUAGGAACUUAUGGGAUGGUGAAUUGGUUCUUCUUAUUUGGCGCGAUAGCACCAGUACUUGUGUGGUUAGCAGCAAGGGCAUUUCCUAAGCAAGAGUGGAUCAAACUGAUCAGCAUGCCAGUGCUAAUAGGAGCAACAGGAAUGAUGCCACCAGCCACAGCUGUGAACUAUACGACCUGGAUCAUCGUUGGGUUCUUAUCUGGCUUUGUUGUUUAUCGGUAUAGACCAGAUUGGUGGCAACGACAUAACUAUGUUCUUUCGGGUGCACUUGAUGCUGGUUUGGCAUUUAUGGCAGUACUUAUAUAUUUGUGUUUGGGCUUGGAGAACAUAACUGUUAACUGGUGGGGAAAUGAUCUUGAUGGAUGUCCUUAUGCUGCUUGUCCAACAGCUAGAGGCAUUGUUACAGAGGGUUGCCCAGUUGUUUAUUGAAUUGUGAAUAACAA
Solanum verrucosum is the source of this 2274-nucleotide messenger RNA. Its product is annotated as oligopeptide transporter 7-like. Lineage: Eukaryota; Viridiplantae; Streptophyta; Magnoliopsida; Solanales; Solanaceae. The record is from RefSeq and is a predicted model, not a curated record. Gene Ontology annotation, biological process: transmembrane transport. Gene Ontology annotation, molecular function: oligopeptide transmembrane transporter activity. The transcript has 7 exons. Bases 11 to 2260 code for a protein of 749 amino acids.